Molecule: messenger RNA, 684 nt
Organism: Paramecium pentaurelia
Lineage: Eukaryota; Ciliophora; Oligohymenophorea; Peniculida; Parameciidae
Source: the annotation of a GenBank genome assembly
AUGCUAUAUAAUUUUGAUUUUCCAUAACAACAAAGUCCUGUAUAAUAAAUUAAUUAAUCACAGUAAAAUAAUAGAACUUAGAAGAAUGUUUCAACAUAAAAAUCUCUGAGUUAAAUUUUGAAUUUUGAGCUUCAUCAAACUAAUGAUAUGAAAAAUAAAUUAUUACCUCUUUUGAAUAAUAAAUUAAAAUAGAGAAAUUCAACUAAAAUUUCUAUAUAAAGUCCAAGACUAUUAUAAUUGUAAAGUGACAACUCUUGUGAUGAAUAAAAUAAAAGAAUUAUUCGUAGAUAAUUACCUUCAAUAUAUUUGAAACAAAAUAAUAUUAUGAAAUCUAAUUGUUCAUAAGACAAAUUAAGUUUAAGUCCAUAAAAAUAAGAAAUAAAUCAAUUAAGCAAACGAAUUUUUACUGAUGAAACAGAUAUCUAUGAUUCUAAUAAAUUAAGCUUAAAAAAAUUAAAUGAAUUAUUAAAUAGUCAUUAUGUUAAAAUCCCUUAACCUACUGCUAUAUAACGUUUUCCUGAAGUUUAGGAACUUUAAGAUUUACCUAAAUAAAUGGAAUUUAUUUUCAAAAAAAAUAAUAUCAAUCCAAUAAAAAUGAAAGCAAAUGUUAAAUUUUAUAGUCCUAGAGAGAAGAAGAACACAAUUUAAUCAAUUGAUUCUUUAAUAAAAUUAUUAAAAAAAUGA